Messenger RNA from Colletotrichum phormii, 812 nucleotides. RefSeq lists its product as uncharacterized. The record is from RefSeq and is a predicted model, not a curated record. The transcript has a single exon. Lineage: Eukaryota; Fungi; Ascomycota; Sordariomycetes; Glomerellales; Glomerellaceae. The coding region runs from base 288 to 773 and encodes 161 amino acids.
GUCCCCUUGCCGGCACAGGCCGGACUACCCAGCCCUCCUCUUGAACUCUUAUAAAAGAAGAUAUCUCCUUUCUCCAAAUCUCUUCUUCCAACUUCUCCAUUACAUCGCAGAAACCCAGAUUACAUCUUGACUGACAAACAACAGACAUCAAUUUUUGCCCCUUUCUCAACAACACUCAAACACAAAGGAGCAUUACACAUCCUCAAAUCCCCAACAAUAUCCUAAAUCAACUACCCCAAGCAACCAUCUAGACAUCACUAGACACACAAAUCCUUCUAUACCCCAACAUGUCUUCUUCCCUGACUAUCCUAGAAGUCGAUCUCGCCAUAGCGGACCUCGACCAAAUCGAGAUCUGCCAGCUCAAGGACGCUCUAGGCCGAGCUAAAGAUAUUAUCAAGCAUCUCGAAGAGCUGAAGGAUGUCGACCAGACGGAGAUCGUUCAGCUACAAGCCCAUAUCGACGAGCUAGGAAAGAUGAUCAAGACCCUACAAGAGGGAAACAGUCGUCUCAAAGGACGAAACUUACAGAUUCUGAGCAACACCCAAGAGCCCCGCCAUACGGCUCAGGGGCCCUCUUCCCAUCAUCACUCCGACAUCACCCGUACAAAUCUACUGGUCUUGGACUCACAGUCCGCCUCGGCAUCAACUGACGAGGCUGUCGCGAUCGGUAUGGAGGACUUGAAUAUGGAUGAUGCCGUUAAGGACGGUUACUUCUCUGGUUCUGACAGCGGAUUCGAAGAUGUUGGCUCUGAGAACGGUUCCGAUUCUGCCUAGAGUUUUCUAUCAAAACUUGUAACAUAGAAGCAAAGUAGC